Molecule: messenger RNA, 3840 nt
Organism: Cydia splendana
Lineage: Eukaryota; Metazoa; Arthropoda; Insecta; Lepidoptera; Tortricidae
Exons: 3
Coding region: 757-3840 (1027 amino acids)
Source: RefSeq, a predicted model, not a curated record
GUUACGGCAAUACCUAAAGCGCAUAGAAACAGGCGGCGGCCCGUGACCUUCAGCCUGGCUCGCGCCUAGCGACCCGCGCGCUCAUCCCCGGCUGCGAUGCACCUACCACGAGUACCAUGACGUCACACACAUGUCAUCGCGUCAUGUUACCAGCGACCAAUGAGAGGCAUACAUCAGAUAUGUCGUGAUCGGCAGCCAAUGGUGUAGCGGCUCGUCAUCCCUUCGCGCACCAAUGAAGACAGAGGAUGACACUUACAAUUUUGAUCUCUCACAUCGAACUACCACGUAGCCUAUACCUAUCUUCACUUUUGCUCAUUUUUAAUGUAAAUUUAAUUCAGUAAAAAAUAAUGUAAAAUCCCGAAUUAAAUGUAGUUAAUUCGAAGAACCUGCUGCCUUCGUCAUUUCAUCAACCUGCCAUCCACAUCAGCGCAAAUCCUGGCCAUCAGCCCCAACUUAUGUCUAUACGCGCAGACAUAAAAUUUGGACCUUCGAGACCGAAUAUCAACCAGCCUUGGAUCCACGGAUUGGGUGUGAGAACGCAUCGGCAGAGUGCUGUAAAGACCAGAGUCAUCGGCAGCGGUGAAGAUCUUCGUGCUUGUGCUUUCGUUGUGACCCUAUCGCACGUCGUCGAGUCGACCUUCGCAUAAGUCUGCAAGCAGCCCGCGUCAGCUUUACUGCUAGCUGCCUUGCUGUGCUCGACCUUGGUGGUGUUUGCAACUGUGAGUACUUAGCGCCUGCCUUUAUUUGAUUCGCAAAAUGACUGGCAAAGAUGAUCUUGUGUUUCACGCCGCGUUAGGUCCUAAUCAAGACGCGGACUCGGAAACCAUAAAGCAUUUAAACCGUAGGCGAGGUUCCAUAAAAUGUAGGCUAACUAAUUUCAAAAAGUUUGUAAAAACAUUUGAGGGUUUAACUUUGUCCGAUGCCCAGCGCACAGAGCUCAAUUUACGCAUGCAGGGAGCUCAGGGUAUUUUCGACGAUUUUACUGAAAUUCAUAAUCAGUUAGAAGGUUUAAUUCCCGAUAUCGAAAUGGACGCACUUUUUGAAACCAGAGAGGUGUUUGAAAGCGAAUAUUACGCGAUUUUAGCUCAGGCACAAUGUAUGGUGAAAUGCUCGGAGAAAGCUAACGAGCCUAAAGUGCAAGCUUCUAAUAAUUUGACGCAAACAGUUCGGCUCCCCGUCAUUUCUUUGCCUACUUUCGACGGAUCUUAUGAACACUGGUUACAAUUCCGUGACACAUUUUCGUCCUUAGUGCACAACUCGCAAGAAAUAACCAGCAUUCAAAAGUUCCAUUAUUUAAAAUCAUCGCUCAAGGGUAAUGCGCUUCUUGUUAUCGAUUCGCUUGAGUUUUCGGCAGAUAAUUACGCGAUUGCUUGGGAAUUGCUACUUAACCGGUAUGACAAUAGUAGAUUGCUAGUACACAAUCACGUAAAGGCAUUAUUUUCUAUACAAUCGCUUAACAAAGAAUCGCCGGCACUGUUAAGAAAGUUGUUAGAUACAGUUUUAAAGAAUUUACGCGCUUUAAAAAUGCUCGGCGAGCCCACAGAAAGUUGGGACACACUAAUUAUUUAUUUAGUUGUCUCUAAAUUAGAUUCCACUACCGAACGUGAGUGGGAGCAAUAUAAAAGCACUUUAUUACCAGUGUCGAACGAAAACAAAACCGCGCUUAAGGUAGAUGAUUUGCUAAAAUUCAUUCGCGACCGCGCCGAUAUGUUAGAAACCUUAUUGGUUACGCACAGUCGGUCUAGCUCAAAUAGCACUUAUCCGCAGCAUGAUGCUAAAAAAUCAUACACUCAUAACGCGAACUCGGCUCCAAAAGUUCACUGCAAUGUUGUCACCGAAAAGUCCGUGGACAAAUCUCACUCCAAACAAACACCUAACAAAAAAUUAUGCAUUAUGUGCAACGGUAAACAUCCUUUGUACUCGUGUCAAGCAUUUAUUGAUUUAAGUUUGCAAGAUAAAUUAAAGUUAGUUCGCGAGAAAUAUUUGUGUGAGAAUUGUUUACGAACGGGGCAUGCGCCCAGUGAAUGCCGAUAUGGCCCGUGUAGGAAGUGUAACAAAAAACACAAUUCCAUAAUUCACGAGGACGAGAAGGAAGGUGCCAGUGACAAGCGCUCCGUAGCAUUGCUGGCAACUGACAACGCAUCCAGGUCGCCCUCCUCCUCCUCCUCGAUCGCUGAUAAUAAUAUCGCACACGCACAACACGUAUUGCAGGUAUCGAACGCACACAUAGACGAAGACUUAUACGCGCGAUUGUCUUCGAAGCGUCCUGUAAUUUUAGCAACCGCCAUUGUCGAAAUUCAAGAUAGUUACGGUAAUUAUCAUAAAACGCGAGUGAUUCUCGAUAAUGGGAGCGAAGGUUGUCUAAUUACCGAAGCGUUGUUUAACAAAUUAAAUCCGCCAUAUAUACAGUCCACAGAAGAACUAAAUGGUAUCAUGAAUUUAGCUACACAUAGUUCGCGAGUAUGUGAAAUAAAAAUAAAUUCACUUGUUACCGAUUUUAAAACGCGAUUACAAUGUCGAGUUUUACCGCAGUUAACCUCGUCAUUGCCUACGUUUCCGAGCAAACGUAAUCAAUACCGCAUUCCAGACAACGUACGUCUGUCAGAUCCUAACUUUUAUGAAAGUCAGCCUGUUGAGGUACUUAUAGGAGCUGACCUGUUCUGGGAGCUCCUCGAAGGGAUAGUUGAGAUAAACCGCUUAAUAAACGGAUCAUUCUUAGUAAAUACUAAGCUAGGAUGGAUCGUCUCGGGUCCUGUCUCCUCUAAUACGCGCAAUACCAAACCUAUUAAUUGUAAUUUUAUGCAAUCUAUUGACGCGCCAUCAUUAGACAAUCAAUUACGUAGGUUUUGGGAAAUAGAGGAGGUGCAGGUAAACAACAAAUCGCACGAUUCGCGCAGCGAAGAGGAGAUUGCAUGCGAAGACCAUUUUGUCAAAACGACCACCCGUCUCGAGGAUGGUAGGUUUUGCGUGCAACUUCCUCUCAAAGAACCUCCCGAAUCUCUCGGUGACUCAUUCGCGCAAGCAAAAAGACGCUUUAUGUCGCUGGAAAAACGUCUCAAUCGCGAUCCAGUAUAUAAAGGCAUGUACAGCGAUUUUAUAAAGGAGUAUCUCGCGUUAGGUCAUAUGAAACGAGUAUAUACCUACGGAACCCCUAAUUACUUUCUGGCCCACCACGGAAUUUAUCGUGCACAUGCACAAAAAACACGACUUAGAAUUGUUUACGACGCUAGCGCCCCCACGACCAGUGGCAAAUCGUUGAACGACAUACAAUGCGUAGGCGCACCUAUUCAAGGCGAUUUGAUUUCCAUAUUGCUAAGAUUCCGCGAAAAUAGGUUUGUUGCGUGCGCUGACAUCGAAAAGCAUUAUAGACAAGUCCUAAUUGACGAAUCUCAACGCGACUUACAACUUAUUUUAUGGCGCGAUAAUCCAAGCGACGACCUUGAAAUAUAUCAGCUGAGCACCGUUACAUACGGCACGGCGGCCGCUGCCUUCCUCAGUUGCAGGUGUCUAAAACAAUUGGCGCUGGAAUGUACAGAUCCCGAAGUAGCUAGGACGAUUAGAGACGAUUUUUACGUAGACGAUUUCAUCUCUGGAUCGUCUACAAUUCCCGAAUUGCUACGAAUUUGUGAUGAAACCGCGAAAGUUUUAAGUUCUGGUUGCUUCCCAUUACGAAAAUGGGUUUUUAACUUCGACUGUACCGACCAACGUUAUAAUGAUAAUACGACGUCAAAAGAAUUAUCAUUAGGCGAACACGCGCAUAGUAAGACUUUAGGUCUCGGUUGGUUGAUUGGGACGCAGCGGUUCCCGAUGACGUCACGCAAGCCUGGCACCGCUUUGUAA